Ostertagia ostertagi is the source of this 702-nucleotide messenger RNA. The record is from the annotation of a GenBank genome assembly. Lineage: Eukaryota; Metazoa; Nematoda; Chromadorea; Rhabditida; Trichostrongylidae.
AUGAAUCUAGGUGAUUUACGCUCCUAUCUCCGAGCACGUGCUCCAACGUCGUCCAGCUAUUCCCAGUUCCCUCCAGCCCUUAUCGAAAACGAGUUGCGGCUAAUAGUUCGGCAGAUUGUGUCGGGUUUAUGUUAUCUCACCUCUCAGCAAAUCGUACAUCGUGAUCUCGCUGCUAGAAAUUGCCUCGUCAGUGGAGAAACAGAUCUUCGCUGCUGCCUACCAUCCCAGCGACCUCCGAUUACAGUAAAGGUAAAAACAAGCCUUCAUUACUACAUCGAAUUUGGUGUCAAACUCGCUCUACAGAUCUCGGAUUUUGGAAUGUCUCGUCGACUUUAUGGUCAAGCUGACUACUAUAGAAUGCAUAAUCAUGCCUUGUUACCAGUUCGUUGGCUACCUCCUGAGGCAAUUAACGACUGCAAAUUUAGCGUUAGCAGUGACGUAUGGGCGCUCGGCGUUACAAUGUGGGAAGUCUUCAGCUAUGGAGAAGUCCCAUUUGCAGAACUCAACAAUUUCGAGAUGGUUUCGUGUGCUAUGGCCGGUAUACGUCCGCCUCGACCGAAAAGUUGCCCAGUAGCUAUGUACGAAUUGAUGCAACGGUGUUGGGUAGUAGAUCCUGAUGAGCGCAUUCGGCCGGAGGAAGUACUACUCGAUCCUGCUCUUGCGCCUGGGCUCAGUGAUUUUAUAAGUGCCUUCCCCACUUAG